Molecule: messenger RNA, 878 nt
Organism: Galdieria sulphuraria
Lineage: Eukaryota; Rhodophyta; Bangiophyceae; Galdieriales; Galdieriaceae
Product: 3-isopropylmalate dehydratase small subunit
Exons: 3
Coding region: 54-812 (252 amino acids)
Molecular function (GO): hydro-lyase activity
Source: RefSeq, a predicted model, not a curated record
UUCACUGUCUCACACAUUGGCCAUUUCUCCCUGUUGAAACCACAACACGAAAAAUGAAACCAAAACUUGGUUUCUCUGUGGCACUUGCUAUUCCAUUUCGAAUAUGUAAUAAGCAAUUCAUUUCGCAUAUAUGUAAACCACUUUCAAUCUCUCCAUCUCAGAAUAUCCCUGUGUUGAAGAAAAAAACCUUUCACUCUACUAGUAUCAGUUGUUCUGCCAAACAAAUGGAACAAGUUUCCAAGGUGGGUAAGAAACGAAGCGGAAACCUUUUACGUGGAAAGGUAUUUGUUGUUAGAGAUAAUAUCGAUACCGAUCAGAUUAUUCCUGCAGAGUUUCUUACUUUGGUUCCUUCCGUUCCUGAGGAAUAUGAGAAACUAGGAAGUUAUGCCUUGGUUGGAUUACCAGAAAAGGAGUAUCCUAUACGCUUUAUUGAAAAGAAUCAACUACAUACUACAUAUACUAUCAUCAUUGCUGGGAACAACUUUGGUUGCGGUUCUUCAAGAGAGCACGCACCUAUAGCUUUAGGAGCUGCUGGAGCAGUUGCGGUAGUUGCCAAGUCUUAUGCCAGAAUAUUCUUUCGCAAUUGCUCUGCAACUGGUGAACUUUAUCCUUGGGAGUCUAAGGAAUAUUUGGUGAAUCAUUUUCAUACGGGAGAAGAAGCAGAAAUUGACUUUGGUCGAAAUAUGAUUCGAAACUUGUCUUCAAAGGAAGAAUUUGAGUUGGAACCUUUAGGUGAUGUUCUUCCUGUUAUAGAUGCUGGUGGUUUAUUUGAAUAUGCUCGUCAAAGUGGAAUGAUUCCCAAACAGUCUUAAAUAGAGCGUUGGCUAAUUCACAUUCCCAACAUUCAAUAAAUGAAUCCUUCACGUUGGACUUUUGUU